CGUAAAAUAAAUUGUCAAAGAAAACCAAAAUACACGUCCAAUGACUAGUGAAAACACCAGUGAAGUCGAAGUCGACCAUAGUCAUUACGUCCAUCUUCUUCAGGUAAAUCGUGAAACUCGGUUUCAACAGAAAAAUCUCAUCCCUGGAUCCCAUUCCAUGUUUUGUUUGUCGAAACAAGAAUGAGAAGUAUAACUCUAUCACACUAAGAUCAUCAUCGUCUUCUUCUUCCUCUUCUUAAGUACAAUGGCUAUGUUUUCUGGGCUUCUUCUCCUUCUCCUGCUUCCUAACUCUGCUUUUUCCCAAACCAAUGGCAGCGUCAAAGUUGGAACAACUCUCUCUGCAACAGACAACUCAUCUCCAUGGAUUUCUGCAUCAGGUGAUUUCGCCUUCGGUUUUCAGCAAGUGGGUAAUAAUAAAGAUCUCUUCUUGCUCUCUAUCUGGUACGCUAACAUACCAGACAAAACAAUAGUUUGGUACACUAACGCCAACCCUCCAACAGCGCCGAGGGACUCCAUACUCACCCUGACUGUCGAUAGAGGCCUUGUGCUGACUAAUCCUCAGGGCGAAGAGCUAUGGAAAUCUGACUCUGUUUUGGGGGAUGUUUCUCACGGCGUUAUGAGCGAUGAAGGUAACUUCAUUAUUGAAGAUUCAAGUUCUGAAAAGUUAUGGGAAACUUUUGACCACCCAACUGAUACCAUGUUGCCUACUCAGACACUGGACCGAGGCGGUGUUCUUUCAUCUCGUCAAACUGAGACCAACUUUUCCAAAGGUAGAUUCCAGUUGAGGCUGCAGCAAGAUGGGAAUCUUGUGCUCAAUACCAUAAACUUGCCGACUGACUUUGCCAAUAGUCCUUAUUAUGAAAGUGGCACCAGUGAGGGGACUGAUUCAUCGACAGCGGGAAAACAAUUGGUGUUCAAUGAGACAGGUAAUAUGUACGUUUUGAGAGCAAAUGGAGAAAGUUAUAUUCUGGCUAGGGGGGAUUUGGUCUCAUCAAGGAAUAACUAUUUUAGAGCUAUUCUUAGUUUUGAUGGGGUUUUUACUCAAUAUUAUCAUCCCAAGAGUGGGAAUGGGAAAUGGACUUUUCUCAAGGCCAUACCAGAUGAUAUUUGCCUGACCAUGAGGGUCGAAGCAGGUGCAGGUGUUUGUGGGCACAACAGUCUCUGUAAACUGAAAGAAGAACAGAGGCCAUCAUGUGGUUGUCCAAUAGGGUAUUCAUUGAUUGAUCCAAAUGAUGAUUAUGGAAGCUGCAAAUCUGAUUUCAUACAAGGCUGUGAAGAAGAUGAGCUUAGUUCCAAAGAAGAUUUGUAUGGAGUUGAGGAGAUUAUCAAUGCGGAUUGGCCUACUUCAGAUUAUGCUGAAUUGAAGCCUUUUGAGGGAGAAGACUGUAAAGAGUCUUGCUUGAAGGAUUGUUUGUGUGCUGUUGCCAUUUUUAGAGAUGGCACUUGUUGGAAGAAGAAGCUACCUCUCUCGAAUGGGAGAUUCAACAACAAUCUUAACUCGAGGGCCUUUAUCAAAAUUCGUACAGACAAUUCUACUUUCCCUAAUGGAACUAAUGGCCACAAUCAAGCCCCAAGCAACAAGACCAAGAAUCAAGAUACUUUGAUUCGGGCUGGAGCAGCUCUUUUAGGUACCUCUGUUUUUGUUAAUGCUGUAUUGGCUGCAGCAGUUUGUUUUGGAUUUUUCUUGAUAUACCAAAAGAAAAGGAUAAAGUUUUCACCAUCUCAAAGAAUUCCUGAAUCAAAUUUGCGUUGCUUUCCUUAUAAAGAGCUUGAGGAAGCCACAAAUGGGUUUGAAGAAGAAUUGGGAAGAGGAUCUUUUGGAAUCGUUUACAAGGGGACACUACAAACGAGUUCUGGUGUUGUUAUAGCGGUUAAGAAGCUAAAUUUUGUGGCACAGGAGACUGAGAAAGAAUUCAGAAAUGAGGUCAAUGUAAUAGGUCAAACACAUCACAAGAAUCUAGUUCGCUUAAUUGGAUACUGUGAUGAUGGACAGAAUCGUUUGCUGGUCUACGAGCACUUACAAAAUGGGACUUUGGCAAACUUUAUGUUUGGAGACUUAAAACCCAGUUGGAAGCAAAGAACUGGACUUGCUUUAGACAUUGCAAAAGGACUAUUAUAUUUGCAUGAGGAGUGCAGCUCCCAGAUCAUCCAUUGUGAUAUAAAGCCUCAAAACAUACUUCUUGAUGAGUACAACAAUGCCAAGAUAUCAGAUUUCGGCUUGGCAAAGCUGUUGAUGAUGAAUCAAAGUCAAACAAAUACAGCCAUAAGAGGAACAAAAGGGUAUGUUGCACCAGAAUGGUUUAGGAACAUGCCCAUUACUUCCAAAGUGGAUGUCUAUAGUUUUGGAGUGGUACUACUUGAGAUUAUUUGUUGCAGAAAAAGUGUUGAUAUGGAGAAUGGUGGGGAAGAGGGAGUGAUAUUGACAGACUGGGCUUAUGAUUGCUUCAGAGAAGGGUCAUUAGAUGUGCUUGUUGAUUAUAAAGCUGAUGUUUUAGAUGAUAAGAAGAAAUUGGAGACGUAUGUGAUGGUGUCCAUGUGGUGUAUUCAAGAAAAUCCUUCUCUUAGACCUAACAUGAGGAAGGUUGUUCAAAUGCUUGAAGGAGUUGUUGAAGUAGAUGAUCCACCUUGUCCAUCUCCCUAUUCCAUUACCAAUACCAAUUGAAACCAGCUCCUUUUUAUAGUCUUUGUUAAGUUGUAUUGUAGUAUUCGAUUGAAAAUUUAAGUAUGCCCACCUCCAUACUCCAUGACCACUGUAAACCCCUUUGUACUUUUCACUUCUUUGCUAAGGCUAGUAAUUUGUAGUUUAUAGUGUAAUCUGUCACUAAGUAAUUGAUCAUGUCCAUGUAUCUUCAAAUUGAAUGUCUUAAUUCCUAGCUAAUUAAGAUGUGUUUUUUUCUCGAGAUUUCUGAGUGACUAAUUUCUUACAUUAAAAGAGUAAUUAACAUAGAUGCAUGAAG
Messenger RNA from Humulus lupulus (European hop), 2957 nucleotides. Its product is annotated as G-type lectin S-receptor-like serine/threonine-protein kinase RLK1. NCBI's taxonomy places the organism in Eukaryota, Viridiplantae, Streptophyta, Magnoliopsida, Rosales, Cannabaceae. The transcript has a single exon. The record is from RefSeq and is a predicted model, not a curated record. Bases 245 to 2662 code for a protein of 805 amino acids. Gene Ontology annotation, biological process: protein phosphorylation. Gene Ontology annotation, molecular function: protein serine/threonine kinase activity; ATP binding.